CUCAGGACAGAGCAGAGCUGCAACCCCUGGUGAGUUCUGACCUCAAUUUCCCUUUCAGGAUGAACAAUCCCAGGGCCCUCAGCUGCUCCUCGUGUGGCCCUUUCAGACCCUUCACCAUCUUCUUAGCCCAGAGUUACACCUGUAUGUAUUUCCUAUUUUUUUUUUCACUGGGAUUCACUGACACUGGCCAGUUUUAAUGCCAGUGUGGUGGGGAAGAGGCUGUAGCAGCACAUCUUGCACCACUCAGCAAGCAUCACAUCUUAGCCACUUGUCCUUUUUUAAUUUGAGCUUUGUUCAUAGCCUUCAUCCGUAUUUGAGUGUGCAAUGGGCUUGUGGUUGCACACAAUUCCCAGGCAGAGGCCAAUUCUGCCUGUUUGUGCUCGAAUUCCAAGCUCCAGAAUGCUUACUAGUCCUGCUUUUUGUGUCCAGGUGGAUGAAACACUCCUCACAAGCGUUUAUUAAGUUGAUUUUCAGUCUGUUUGAUCUUAACUUGCCUCUGCUUGAGCCUGAGGGUCCCACUUUUCUAUGUGCCUUUCUGAAUCUUUGUGUCCUCAAGAUGUCUCACCACAUGAACAGCUCCAUGGUGCCAACGUCGCACCCUCCCGAGCAUCACCACCCCACCACGGCCUCGGGACACGGUCACGACAUGAUGAUGAUGAUGGCCAUGACUUUCCACUUCAGCUAUGAGAAUGUGCCAUUGCUGUUCUCUGGACUUACAAUCAAUUCUCCUGGAGAAAUGGCUGGUGCUUUUGUGGCUGUUUUCUUCCUGGCCAUGUUUUAUGAAGGCCUUAAGAUUGCCCGGGAGUGUCUGCUCCGGAAAUCCCAAGUCAGCAUCCGCUAUAACUCCAUGCCAGUGCCUGGCCCCAAUGGCACCAUCCUGAUGGAGACACACAAAACCGUGGGCCAGCAGAUGCUGAGCUUGCCCCACCUGCUGCAGACUGUGCUGCACAUCAUCCAGGUGGUGGUCAGCUACUUCCUCAUGCUCAUCUUCAUGACCUACAACGGGUACCUGUGCAUCGCCGUGGCCGCUGGAGCAGGCACCGGAUACUUCUUCUUCAGCUGGAAAAAGGCAGUGGUGGUGGAUAUCACAGAGCACUGCCAUUAACACUGGGUGUGCCCUCAGGCCUCUCCACCCCAUCCCUGCAAGAGCAGCCACCCGAGGACUGGAGCAUUCCUAAGCUGCCAAGAGAAUCAUGAUAAAAAAAAAAUCAACUGGAGUUCACCAUGGGUUCCUGGAGGGGUGCAGGGAUGUGAGGAGCUGGGACACGCUGUUCCCCUUGACUCUUGAGUCCAUGGCAGCCGUUCUUGGCCAGGAUUUGCUUCAUUCUUAGAUUAUGCUGUGAUUGAAAUUAGUUGGCUGACAGAACUGUAGAAAUUAUUAUUCUAAAAAGAAAAGAAAACCAGUUUAUUUUUAAAUUGUAAAUGCUCGUCAGUGAGGGUUUAAUGAACGUGAGGAAAAGAUCAAAGUUGCCAAUAAUGUGUGAAUGGCUGUUUUAAUUUUGAUUUUCUUGCAAUGUGUACAUAAUGCCAGGGGACGAGAUUGCCCUGGCAUUGUGGCUUUUGGGGCCAAUGACACCUUUUGCUGUAGGACUCAGUCUCUGAGAAUGAUUUGGUGCUGCACAUCAGAUACGCUCAGGUGUGUCCUGGCAAGGGAGGACUUUGACCCAAGGAUGUGACUUGUGUGCUUCUGUGGUUGGAUGAACCUGCCCUCCAAGCCCACCAGAGGAUGAUGAGUGUUGUUAAUCUGAUGUGUCCAGCAGCUUUACUCAGUCCCCAGGGAGAACACUUGAGUUUGGUUGCUUUCCCUUUCUAAUUAUGGAUCAGAUGUAGGAUAAUAGUUCUGUAUUUACAGGGCAAAAAGAUUCCAAAUAAACCAUUGAUCCCACAGGUACUUCAUGUGGAACUGCACCUGGAUGGAACUAGAGCUAA
This is a messenger RNA of Sturnus vulgaris (Common starling), 1929 nucleotides long. The record is from RefSeq and is a predicted model, not a curated record. Lineage: Eukaryota; Metazoa; Chordata; Aves; Passeriformes; Sturnidae.